Messenger RNA from Musca vetustissima, 1578 nucleotides. Its product is annotated as KIF-binding protein-like. The transcript is spliced from 2 exons. NCBI's taxonomy places the organism in Eukaryota, Metazoa, Arthropoda, Insecta, Diptera, Muscidae. Gene Ontology annotation, molecular function: protein binding. The record is from RefSeq and is a predicted model, not a curated record. Bases 1 to 1578 code for a protein of 525 amino acids.
AUGAACAGAACAUUUCAUGAACGCUAUAGGCAGUUGAAUCAGUCAGGAUCUUUAAAGAAUUCUUCAUCCCUGCUACAAUUGAAAGAGGAUCUUAAGAGGUUUAUAACUACGAUAAAGGACAGCGACAAGGAACUUCAAUAUCAAAUGCUUUUGACACCUAUUUGCUAUGACAUUGCUCGUCUCAGUGAAGAUGCUACCAUUGCCGAAACACACUGGAAGGAAUGCAUUGAAAUAAUAAAAACUGCAAAUUUUGUAACGGAAGCUAUUUUGCUAUAUAUUGGAGCAUAUCUUAAUUUAGGCAUUCUGUACAAUAAACAAUCGGAAAAUAAAAAAACUCUGAAAUUUCUCGCGGAAGCGGAGACGAUUUACAAGAAGUAUAAGAGAGAGGCUUGUGAUACUAAAAAUUUCCGCCAAGUGGACAACCUCUACAAGAACAUUACAAUGAUCUUAGGUCAAGUAUAUCAAAACUUGGACAUAUAUCCGAUGUCCGCCAAAUAUAACUACAUAUCUAUGAAGCUGGCAUUUGAAAGUAAAUCGUACAAACAUCAUGAAUUAGCCUGGCAAUCAGCCAAUCUUUCCGUUUUCUAUGUUAAAAGUAAUAACUUCAAACAAGCUCGACGAUAUUUGGCAGCAGCAAAUUACUUCGCAAAUGAAUUUAAAUUGGUGGCCUUACCGAUUCAUCAUCAAGAUGUCGAAAUGAUAUUUGCCUAUUUAAAUCGUUACUGGGCAAAAUACGGUAUUGCUCUAUUGUUGGAGUCAAGGAAACGUUUGGACGGGAUAGUGGAUAUGUUAACAACAGACGUCAACAGCAUAAAAUUGAACGACACCGAUAUGCCUUUCUUAUAUGAUCGUUUACCAUUAGCUCUAUAUGAAAGUGAAAUAACCGCUGAUUACGUGACAACAUAUAAGGAUGCCAAUAAAAUUUUCUUAUUCUCUAAAAGAUGUCUUGAAAAAGCCAAGAAAUAUUGCACACCCAAUGAUGAAAUAGAAAUAUAUGUCGAUGUAAUGAAGGAUUUAACCAAUAUUUAUGACCAAAUAACCUAUUUUAAAAAAGACGGUAAACAUGAAUUCGAAAUGCAAAAUGUGCGUAUCAAAAUCUACAAAGAACUACUUGACAAUCUAAAUACGCAAACACAUUUAUCAAUAUGUCGCCAAUGUUGGUAUGACAUGGCUAUGUGUUAUAGUAUUCAGAUUAUUCUCAAGUCCCGUUUGCAUGGCAAUGAUGUCCAGCAGCUAACAGCAGAUGCCAUUGAGUGCUUCGAAAAGGUGAUUGCCUCAUCCAAAGGUGGUUCUAGUUUCUUUAAACCUAACUUGACCCUUGACGAGAAGAUACUAUGCAUGAACGCCCAUUAUAAACUUGGCAUAUUACAUGUUAGAUCUCUACACCUUAACGUGCCUGGCUCGAUGAAAAUGAUUAUGUUAUAUUUUAACACAUUUGUCGAUGAGUGUACAAAGGAUGAGGAAUUGAGAAAUAUAUUCAAAUGUGAUAUUGAAUCGGCUAGAUUAGAGAUGAUGAAAGCUUUAGCUUCAGGGACAUUGUUCAACUAUGAAUGUGAAACUAAUAAAAGGAAUACAUAG